AUGGGAAACACCGCUCUCCUAGUCCUGGACAUCCAGAACGGCAUCGUCCCAGCCCUCGAAAAUCUAGAUCCCUAUCUGGAACGUCUCGCCCAGACAAUCAAGUCGGCGCGGGAGGCGGACAUCAAGAUCAUCUAUGUUACUACAGGGUUCCGCCCUGGUUAUCCGGAAAUCAGUCCGCGAAAUUUAUCGUUCGUGAGAGCUUCAAAAGAGGGCUCUUUCGUGGAAGGAAGUACAUCAACCCAAGUCCACUCCGCGGUUGCCCCAUUAGAAGGCGACAUCAUCAUAACCAAGCACCGUGUAUCUGCAUUUCAUGGAACCGAUCUUGACAUCACACUUCGGAGUCUUAAUAUAGACGCUUUGGUUAUCACCGGGAUGGCUUCAAGCGGCGCCGUUCUUUCCACCGUCCGACAGGCAGCCAAUAUGGAUUGUAGCCUCGUCGUCUUGGAAGAUCUCUGCACGGACGUCCGACCAGAAUUUCAUGGAGUUCUUCUGCAGGUUUUUGAAAAACAGGCUCAGCUUGUUUCGUCCUUUGCAUGGGAAGCUGGGCUUGUGAAGAAGUGA
Molecule: messenger RNA, 561 nt
Organism: Capronia epimyces CBS 606.96
Lineage: Eukaryota; Fungi; Ascomycota; Eurotiomycetes; Chaetothyriales; Herpotrichiellaceae
Exons: 1
Coding region: 1-561 (186 amino acids)
Source: RefSeq, a predicted model, not a curated record